Messenger RNA from Pundamilia nyererei, 2373 nucleotides. RefSeq names its product polypeptide N-acetylgalactosaminyltransferase 15. The record is from RefSeq and is a predicted model, not a curated record. Gene Ontology annotation, cellular component: Golgi apparatus. The transcript is spliced from 10 exons. Bases 214 to 2130 code for a protein of 638 amino acids. Gene Ontology annotation, molecular function: polypeptide N-acetylgalactosaminyltransferase activity. NCBI's taxonomy places the organism in Eukaryota, Metazoa, Chordata, Actinopteri, Cichliformes, Cichlidae. Gene Ontology annotation, biological process: protein O-linked glycosylation.
UCUUGUCCCAGCUCUGGUACUCAAUGAAUGCGCCUCUACUCUUCUUCAGGGGAUUCGUGUGCGAUCUAUUUAUUUCUUGAAUCAUUCUAGUUGCAUCACGCUGAUGAAAUGCAGUGCUCGUCAAGAUGAAGCAAAACAAACACAUCUGCAAUUCAAAACAGCACCGGGCCGCCUUCUGAGCACAGUCUCACGCCUCCUGCGCCGUCGCUCAGCAUGAGGCGGAGGAGCGCCGUCCGGAGGAAGAUGCUCUGCCUCUGGCUGCUGCUCAUCGGAUUCGCUCUGGUUGCGCUGGCGCUCUCUGAUCUCUUUAAUCGGGACAGCGACCGCAAUCGUCACAAACCCGGCCCUCCCCGCCAGCCCCUCCAGCGGAUCGCCAGUCCUCCGGAUCUAGAGGUCAUCGUGGACUCCCAUGACCCUGCUUUGGAGCUAGGCGCCGAUUUGACUCCUCUGAAAUCUCUGCAAGAAGACCAGCUGUUAUUCGUCCCAUCCAUACAUGGCACCAAGAGCUCGCCACAGAAAAAGCGGAGUUACAAGAUGCUCCUUCCCGGAGCAAGUAAAGAUACCACCGUACGCGGGCCACCUACGCACGGUGAAAUGGGGAAAGCAGUGCGCCUUCAUCUGGAGGGUUUGGAGAGGGAUAUGGAGCUCAGGGCUUUGCAGCAGUACGGUUUCAAUGAGGUAGUGAGCGAAAGGAUUUCUCUGCAUCGCAGGCUGCCAGAGGCGCGCCAUCCAGAGUGUUUGGGGGAGCAACACAUCGAGUCUCUGCCAUCGGCCAGUGUUGUUAUCUGUUUUAAUGACGAGGCUUGGUCCACUCUCCUACGCACAGUACACAGUGUCCUCGACACUGCACCUAAACAGUAUCUGCAGGAGGUCCUGCUGGUGGACGACCUAAGUCAACAGGGUCACCUGAAGACUGGGCUGAGUGAGUACGUGUCUCAUCUGGAUGGAGUGCGUUUGAUUCGCAGCACCAAACGCCUCGGGGUUGGAGGUUGCCGGACAUUAGGUGCUACCAGGGCUGUUGGGGAGGUGCUGGUGUUCAUGGACUCCCACUGUGAAUGCCAAAAGGGCUGGCUGGAACCGCUGUUGGAGAGAAUUGCCCAGGACAGGACCAGAGUGGUGUCCCCCAUCAUGGAUGUGAUAGACUGGCAGUCCUUUCGGUACAAUGCCACCCAGUGGCCAAUUAGGGGGGUGUUCGACUGGAGACUUGACUUCUUUUGGGAAUCAAAUCCAGAGUUGCAAGAUAAAGACCCAGAGAUGGCUGUCCAACCUCUGCAGAGCCCAGCGUUAGGAGGUGGAGUUGUGGCUAUCGACCGACAUUUCUUCCAGAGCGUGGGAGCCUAUGACCCUGGGAUGGUGCUAUGGGGUGCAGAGCAAAUUGAGCUGUCAAUCCGGGUGUGGUCAUGCGGCGGCUCCAUGGAGGUGGUACCUUGCUCCCGCGUGGGCCACCUCAUUCGCCGCCACCUGCCGUAUCGCUUCCCAGAUCAGGACUUGCUUCAGAGGAACAAGAUCCGGAUUGCUGAAACCUGGAUGGACACGUACAAGAAAAUCUACUACAGAAGGGACACGCUUGCUCAUUUCAUCAGACAGUCUGAAAACCCAAACAUCACGGAGCGUCUGCGGCUCAAGAGGAGUCUGGGCUGUAGGAACUUUCACUGGUUCCUAACUACAGUCUACCCACAGCUUUAUAUCCCCCAGGACAAAACUGCACUGUCAGGAGAGCUGUACAGUGUUGGUACUGGCAGAUGUGCAGACUAUCCCCAAGGUCGGGGACUGCAGGGUGGGGCCAUGGAUGUGGCCCCGUGCACUGGGACAGGUAGCCAGCACUGUGAUCUAAACUCUGAGGGUGAAGUGCGAUGGGGUCCCACGGGGACUUUGUGCUUGGAUACUGAGGGAGAGAGGGCGGUCCUCUCUCCUUGCGCCAGCCACCGAUUGACCCCCGGCAGACUCCAGUGGAAGUUCAUAAAGCUGAGCGGCCAGCUCGUUCACCAACUGUCUCAGUUAUGUCUGGAGGCUGUAAAAGAGGAAGGCGACAACAAGCGCAGCACAGGAGGUCUUUUCCUGCGCCAGUGCACCCACCACCCCAGACAACAGUGGCACUUUGAACAACUAGUGGCUCCCAAAGGUGCCUGAUAGAGGGACUAGCUUUAGCAAGAUAUAAAUCCCAGGCAAAUCUAUCAUCAUAUCACAUAUUUGUAGUGUCAUACAUAUAUUUAUAUUACACACACACACACACACACAUGUAUUUUGCAACUUCUUGCUCCUGUUUUAAGGAUUGCAAUUAUCAUUACCUGUAUUAACUGUAUUAACUAAUGAUAAUGUCAGUUUCAGUACCUGUUGUCUUUAUGAAUAUUUCAUCAUAUAUAUUAUUAUAAA